AUGUCCACACGACCCAAGGGCGAAGACUCCUCGCCUCCCGUAGUGACAGACACAAUGACCUCCACCAAGAAAAGAAAGCACACCUCUGAGGACAAGGAAGCUUCCAAAAAGAAGAAGAGGAGGAAGACUGAAGAUGCGAAAGCGACAGUCGCAACAACAACAGAAGCAGAGCCGGUGACAGACGGAAAGAAGAAAAAGAAGAAGUCUAAAAGCAAAGAUAAAGACAUUGUAGCAACAGCGCAAGAAGAUCGGGCUUCCAGUGAAGUGCACAAUGCCGCACUCCCUGACGCAGCGGCGGAGAACGAAGAGUCCUCGGCACCACCUGCGCUGAACGGAGCAGCGUCGCAAGCCGGAGUUGAAGAAGAAACUGAGAUCGAGGCUGCGGAGUCUCUAAAUCUUCUCGAGUCGGAAGAACCUUCGACAUUCUACUCUACGCGAAUAUCCCUUUACCUCUCGAUACCUGCGAUCUCCCUGGAGACCGCCAGCUCUUCGAUCCUUGCGACCCAUCUUGCACCACUUCUCCUAACCUACUUUCCGCCUGCCCAAGGCAUCGUCCUGGGCUUCUCCGACCCUGUGCUAUCCGCCAAAGCCGGCAGUAGCAAUGACCUCCCUCUCGUGCCUCCAGGAAAUGGCCAGCUGCAACCUCAAGCUGAGGUAUUGUCCAAAACUGCGGAUGAGAACGGCGUGUGUUGGGUUUGGCUCACUGCUACGUUCCUGGUAUUCCGACCAGAGCGUGGCGACGAAUUACAUGGCUGGACCAAUGUAACUUCAGAAGGCUUCGUCGGACUCGUGAGCUACAAUUAUUUCCAGACAGCUGUGCACGAGAGUCGCAUACCUAAGAGUUGGAUAUGGAACGGCCCAACAAAGGAACAACUAGGGAAAAUCAAGAAGAAGGCUAAGAAAGCCAGAUUACGCGACGACAGCGACGAGAACGAGGUCAAAGCAGACGGAGCCGUGGAGGUCGAAGAUUCUGCCGCAGCACCCUAUCAGGAUCGUUUACAGGACGACGGCGGUUUCUUCACGGAUGCCAGUGGCUCGAAGAUCCCACCGACACUGAGAUUUCGGGUGGUGGAUACUGAGGUGGUGCCCGCACACGACAGAACGAAAUGGUCGCUGCAGAUUGACGGAACGUUACUCGACGAGAAAGCCGAGCAAGCAGCGGUUGAGGAAGAACGACGCAGUUUCAAUGCAACGCAACAGCGCAGUCGGUCUCGUACGCCUGGAGGAGAUGUCCUCAUGACUGGGGCAUUGGGGUUGAGUCGUGAGGGCAGCGUUGCUUCAGUGCUGUCCGGGAAUGUCCCGGUUCGACAUAGGAGAGCAUAUUAA
Messenger RNA from Exophiala spinifera, 1326 nucleotides. RefSeq lists its product as uncharacterized. Bases 1 to 1326 code for a protein of 441 amino acids. Gene Ontology annotation, biological process: DNA-templated transcription initiation. The record is from RefSeq and is a predicted model, not a curated record. NCBI's taxonomy places the organism in Eukaryota, Fungi, Ascomycota, Eurotiomycetes, Chaetothyriales, Herpotrichiellaceae. Gene Ontology annotation, cellular component: RNA polymerase I complex. The transcript has a single exon.